AAAAGAUGAGCCUGCGCCUUUAAAUUGUCCGGUUGUUGUCAUAGUAACCAGCGGGCCAGUGUGUUUUUGCGACAGACCGUGUUCCGCGCCGCAGCAUAUCACCAGCCGAUGAAUGCAGCAUAAACGCAAAGUUUCAGUGUUUUGGAGAUGCCCACUGGAUGAGCGCCAGUGCAUUUGGUCAUGGGAACAUCGCAUUUACAUCCAUCUGCGUUUUAGUUAGCUGCUGGUGGUCCUGUUAUGCAACAUGCAGCCCUGGAGUUACUGGAAGAGUCCUGUGAGUGGGCCUUCCUGAAUCCAGGGGGUUUCCAAGCCCACCCAUGCCUGUCAUUCCCAUCCCACGGAGGGUUCGCUCCUUCCAUGGCCCUCACACUACCUGCAUGCACUCCGCCUGUGGCCCGGCGCGCACUGCCCAGCUCGUACGCAGCAAAUACAACAACUUUGACCUGUACCUGAAGUCUCGGUGGAUGUAUAGUUUCAUCCGGUUCCUUCUCUAUUUUGGCUGCAGUCUUUUAACCUCCCUCCUCUGGGUGGCACUAUCUGCACUCUUCUGCCUGCAGUACGUCAGCGUGCGAAUUUUCCUUCGUCUUCAAUACAAGCUGUCCGUCAUUCUACUGCUGCUGGGUCACCGCCGGCUGGACUUUGGCAUCCUCAAUGAUCUGUUUAUAUACAGCAUGCAUGUUACCAUGUUUCUGAUCGGAGGCCUGGGAUGGUGUUUCAUGGUCUUUGUAGAUAUGUGAAGUUCGGACUGGUUGAAUGAUCACUGUGUUGAAAGGCACUCCGUUUGAUUUGCUUUUUGAGCAUGCAAAUUUUACACAUCUUGACAGAACUGAGAACAUGUGUGCGACACUAUUAAAAAGAGCUGAAAUCCUUUUCCACAGCUUGCUUCUCAUUCCAGUGUAAGAAAAAUGUUAUGAGCGUGCAUGUUUUUUUCUUUUUUAGAUUUUAUAUUAAUUAAAUGUGUUGUGUGUUGUAUUCUAACACUGCGCGUAGGGGAAUAUGAUUUACUUUUUGUUUUUAAUGUCAGUAAACCAAUGUUUCAUGUGUUUUUAGAUCUGCAUGUGCCU
Messenger RNA from Cyprinus carpio (common carp), 1064 nucleotides. Its product is annotated as transmembrane protein 250. Lineage: Eukaryota; Metazoa; Chordata; Actinopteri; Cypriniformes; Cyprinidae. The record is from RefSeq and is a predicted model, not a curated record.